AUGCUGGCCCCGGCGCGGCAGCGAGCGCAGCGGGCGGACUCCGCGGAGAGGUCGCGGGCGGGCGCGUACAAAGGAGCCCGGCGCGCCCCUCGGGGACCCGGCCCCGCAAGUGGGGCGCGUCCCCCCGCCCGGCGCCAAGGAGCUGCGCCCCGCGCCAGCCUCCCCUGCCAGGCCGCGGGUCACACGGAGUUCUGGGCGUCCGUCCCGGUGCCCGUGUCCCCACGGCUGGGACAAGCCCCGGAGACCAUCGGGAACUUGGGGACGAGUGAGCGCCUCGGCUCGCACCGGCGCACGGAGCGCAGCGCGUCGGCGGCCGCCCCCCGCUCCUCCGGGACAGGCUCCCACCCCGCACGCCCCCGACACGCACCUCGGAGCCACGAUCCAACCGGACCUGCUACGGCCGGCGCGCGCAGGGCGGUGAGUCCUGGGGCCGCCGCCUCGCCGCCCGCCGCUGCCCCGGGCUGCCCAUCGGCGCGGACCCCGCGCGCCGCGCUCGGGCGGAGGCGGCUGGAGCUGUCGCCUGCGCGGGCGGCGGGCGAGGCGCUGCGCUGCGCUGCGUCCUCCGCUGCCCGGCUCGCGUCUGCCGCGCCGGCUCUCGCCGCUGCCCGCCGGCCCCGGCUCCGCCCCCGUGCGCUCCGCCGCCUCCCACUGGACGCUGACCGCCCGGGCCCCGCCCCCGAGCGCUGUGCAGUCUCCUAUUGGCUUACCUCCUGGCCCGGACCCGCCCACCCUCCGGGCGCGCGCGCGCGCGCGCCAGCAGAACGCGAUUCCCAGGCGGAGGCGGGAGGCCGGAGGGAGGCCUCGGCCUGCGGUCUCCGGGGAGGCCAGGGUCCUCGCCCGGCACCGUGCGCCUUCGGAGGAGCUAGGUCCCCUCCCGAGUCGCGCGAUCUCUAG
Molecule: messenger RNA, 894 nt
Organism: Jaculus jaculus (lesser Egyptian jerboa)
Lineage: Eukaryota; Metazoa; Chordata; Mammalia; Rodentia; Dipodidae
Product: skin secretory protein xP2-like
Exons: 1
Coding region: 1-894 (297 amino acids)
Source: RefSeq, a predicted model, not a curated record